This is a messenger RNA of Myodes glareolus (Bank vole), 4722 nucleotides long. It is a transcript of the gene Kif15, whose product is annotated as kinesin family member 15. The record is from RefSeq and is a predicted model, not a curated record. Lineage: Eukaryota; Metazoa; Chordata; Mammalia; Rodentia; Cricetidae. Gene Ontology annotation, molecular function: ATP binding; microtubule binding; microtubule motor activity. Gene Ontology annotation, biological process: microtubule-based movement.
CCCUCGGGGGCGUGGCGCGUGGGCGGCGCCAAAUUCAAAUCCGUGGCCAUCUUGGCGGGAGGAUCCUAGCGGCCACGGCGGUCGCGAAUCCGCGCGGAGGUCGCCAUGGCCCCGGGCUGCAAAGCUGAGUUACGAAAUGGGACAAAUUCUCAUUCCACCCAGCCAAGUAAUGAAGGUGAUGCCAUCAAAGUUUUUGUGAGAAUUCGUCCUCCUGCAGAAGGCCCAGGACCUUCAGAUGGAGAGCACAGCUUAUGCCUGUCUGUGCUCUCCCCAACUACGCUCCGGCUGCACUCCAACCCAGACCCCAAGACCUUUGUGUUUGAUUAUGUUGCAGGCAUGGAUGCCACUCAGGAGUCUGUGUUCUCAACAGUGGCCAAAAGCAUUGUGGCGUCUUGCAUGAGCGGUUAUAAUGGGACCAUCUUUGCAUACGGGCAGACUGGCUCAGGGAAGACAUUUACUAUGAUGGGACCAUCAGACUCUGAUAAUUUUUCGCAUAAUCUGAGAGGAGUAAUCCCACGAAGUUUUGAAUAUUUGUUUUCCUUAAUUGAUCGUGAAAAAGAAAAGGCUGGCACUGGGAAGACGUUCCUGUGUAAGUGCUCCUUUAUUGAGGUCUACAAUGAGCAGAUCUAUGACCUGCUGGACUCGGCCUCAGCUGGACUGUACUUGAGGGAGCACAUAAAGAAGGGCGUCUUUGUGGUCGGUGCCGUGGAGCAGGUGGUGACCUCGGCUGCUGAGGCCUAUCAGGUCUUAUCUAGAGGAUGGAGGAACAGGCGUGUAGCGUCGACAUCCAUGAACAGAGAAUCCUCUAGGUCUCAUGCAGUCUUUACAAUCACAAUAGAAUCAAUGGAGAAAAGCAGUGAAACUGUGAACAUUCGGACCUCCCUCCUCAACCUGGUGGACUUAGCAGGGUCUGAGAGACAGAAAGAUACCCAUGCAGAAGGGAUGAGGUUGAAGGAGGCAGGUAACAUAAACCGAUCGCUGAGCUGCCUGGGCCAGGUCAUCACUGCACUUGUUGACGUGGGCAAUGGAAAACAGAGGCAUGUCUGCUACAGAGACUCCAAACUUACCUUCUUACUUCGGGAUUCGCUUGGUGGUAAUGCCAAAACAUCCAUAAUUGCAAAUGUUCAUCCAGGAUCCAGGUGUUUUGGGGAAACACUGUCAACACUUAAUUUUGCUCAAAGGGCCAAGCUGAUUAAAAACAAGGCUGUGGUGAAUGAAGACACCCAAGGAAAUGUCAGCCAGCUGCAAGCUGAAGUGAAGAGGCUCAAGGAACAGCUUUCUCAGUUUACUGCUGGGCAGAUCAUACCAGAAAGCUUAUUGACCAGAGACAAAGAGAAGACUAACUACAUAGAACAUUUCCUGGAAGCAAUGCUGUUCUUUAAGAAAUCUGAGCAGGAAAAGAAGUCUCUGGCAGAAAAAAUUACCCAACUAGAAGACCUCACCCUCAAAAAGGAAAAGUUUAUUCAGUCUAAUAAAAUGAUCGUGAAGUUCCGCGAGGACCAGAUAAUGCGUCUGGAGAGGCUGCAGAAGGAGGCCCGGGGGCGCUUCCUGCCUGAGGAGCAGGACCGUCUGUUGUCGGAGCUGCGGGACGAGAUCCAGACUCUGCGAGAACAAGUGGAGCACCACCCCAGAGUUGCAAAGUAUGCUAUGGAAAAUCAUUCCCUCAGGGAAGAGAAUAGAAGACUGAAAUUAUUAGAGCCUGUGAAAAGAGCCCACGAAAUAGAUGCCCAGUCUAUUGCAAGACUAGAAAAGGCUUUUUCUGAAGUGUCUAGCAAAGAGAAAAAUGACAAAGCAGGUCUGCAAGGAUUUUCUCCCAAAGCACUGAAAGAACCAACUUUCUUCGUAAACACGGAGAAGUUAAAAGCACAGCUCCUGCAAAUUCAGACAGAGCUAAAUAACUCAAAGCAAGAAUAUGAAGAGUUCAAAGAGCUAACCCGGAAAAAGCAGGUGGAACUGGAAUCUGAGCUUCAGUCUUUACAAAAAGCAAACCUCAAUCUUGAAAACCUUUUGGAAGCAACGAAAGCCUGCAAGCGCCAGGAAGUUUCCCAGUUGAAUAGAAUUCAUGCUGAAACACUUAAGACAAUUACCACUCCAACGAAGGCUUAUUCACACUAUUCAAAAUUGGCCACAAAAUCAAGCCCUGAGGUGGGGAACUUCGGCUUCCUGUGCACACAGAACUCCAGCAGUUCAGACAACGAUAUAUUAAAUGAGCCAGUGCCGCCUGAGAUGAGUGAACAAGCUUUGGAGGCCAUUUCUGAGGAGCUUCGGACUGCGCAGGAGCAGCUGAGCGCUCUUCAAGUCAAGCUGGACGAAGAAGAGCAUAAAAACCUGAAGCUUCAGCAGACUGUUGACAAACUGGAGCACCACUCUACACAAAUGCAGGAGCUCUUUUCAUCAGAAAGAAGUGAUUGGACCAAACAGCAACAAGACUAUCUUACACAAUUGAAUGACCUUGAAAAACAGCUUCAGGAUACCCACACUAAGAACGACUUUUUGAAAUGUGAGGUCCAUGACCUACGAAUCGUUCUUCACUCCGCUGACAAAGAACUUUCCGUGGUGAAACUGGAGUAUAGCACGUUCAAAGAGAGUCAAGAGAAAGAACUAAACCAGCUUUCUGAAAGACACGUGCAGGUUCAGCUUCAGCUGGAUAACACCAGAUUAGAAAAUGAAAAACUUCUCAAGAGCCAAGCCUGCCUACAGGAUUCCUAUGAUAACUUACAAGAAGUAAUGAAAUUUGAAAUUGACCAACUUUCCAAAAAACUCCAAAGCUGCAAACAAGAAAAUGAAACUUUGAAGUCUGAUCUGCAUAAUUUGAUGGAGCUUUUUGAUGCAGAAAAAGAACGCAACAACAAAUUAUCAUUACAGUUUGAAGAAGAUAAAGAAAAUAGCUCUAAAGAAAUCUUAAAAGUUCUAGAGACUGUGCGUCAGGAGAAACAGAAAGAGAUGGCCAAAUGUGAGCAGCAGAUGGCAAAAGUACAGAAACUGGAGGAAAGCUUGCUUGCUACUGAAAACGUGAUCAGUUCUCUGGAAAAGUCUAGAGAUUCGGACAAGGAACUUGUCACUAAUCUCAUGAACCAAAUCCAGGAGUUAAGAACAUCAGUUGGUGAGAAAGCAGAAACCAUAGACACCCUGAGACAAGAACUGCAAGACAUCAAUUGCAAAUACAAUGUUGCUGUGGCUGACAAAGAAGAGAGCAAAGAGCUGAUCAGGAGACAGGAAGUGGAUAUCCUGGAACUAAAAGAAACUCUCAGGCUGAGAAUCCUCUCAGAGGAUAUUGAGAAGGACAUGCUGUGUGAAGAUCUGGCCCAUGCCACUGAGCAGCUGAACACACUCACAGAGGCCUCCAAAAAGCACUCUGGGCUACUGCAGUCUGCCCAGGAAGAGCUGACCAAGAAGGAGGCGUUGAUCCAGGAGCUUCAGCACAAGUUAAACCAAGAGAAAGAAGAAGUAGAGCAGAAGAAGAAUGAAUAUAACUUCAAAAUGAGACAGCUGGAGCAUGUGAUGGAUUCUGCUACCGAGUAUCCACAGAGUCCCAAAACACCACCUCCUUUUCAACCUCAUUUGGCCAAACUCUUGGAAACACAAGAACAAGAGAUAGAAGAUGGACGGGCCUCUAAGAAUUUUUUGCAGCACCUUGUUACAAAACUAAAUGAAGAAAGAGAAGUCAAAAAUGCUGAAAUCCUCAGAAUGAAGGAUCAGCUGUGUGAAAUGGAGAAUCUGCGCCUGGAGUCUCAGCAAUUAAGAGAGAAAAACUGGCUCCUGCAAAGUCAGCUGGAUGAUGUUAAAAGGCAGAAAGACAGUGGUCAGAGCCAUCCAGACAGUCAACCGCUGAAGAACGAACAUGAAGAGGAGAUGGUCAAAGAAAGACUUGCUAAAAAUAAACUUAUUGAAGAAAUGCUGAAGAUGAGAACAGAGCUAGAAGAAGUCCAGAGUGUUCUUCAGAGUAAGGAAAAGGUCUGCCGCAGGAUGGGUGAGGAGAUCGAGAGAACCAGAACUCUGGAGUCGAGAGCAUUUCAGGAAAAGGAGCAGCUGCGGUCAAAGCUGGAAGAAAUGUACGAAGAAAGAGAGAGGACUUUCCAGGAAAUGGAGAUGCUGAGAAAGCAACUCGAGUAUCUUGCUGAGGAGAACGGAAAAUUGAUAGGUCAUCGAAACCUACAUCAGAAGAUCCAGUAUGUAGUGCGUCUCAAGAAGGAAAACGUCAGGCUUGCUGAGGAGACAGAAAAGUUGCGUGCUGAAAAUGUAUUUUUGAAAGAAAAGAAAAAGAAUGAGUUCUAAAGCUCCUAGGCAGCUCCCUAGACCUCACGUUGUCUAGAUUGGUUCUUUAAAGUGAGAUUGCACUUGCCCAAGGAAUAGAGACAAACUAAGAGACCUUCAUUAUAAACCAUGGUGUGCAGUGACCCUCAGUAUUCUAUGGAUGUUCUGCAUGCAACAGCAGACUGUUAAGUGGCUAACAAUGCACUUGCAGGCUUAAGGUCACUUGUAAGUUCUGGGAGAACCUUUAAAAUAAAAACCUACAGCUGAGGUCUCUGGUGAAUGUUGGCUAAGUUCUUUUCUCCUUAGAUUCACCUUUGAUAAACUUGAUGUGAAUUUGAUGGCUGACUGUUUUGUAGCAAACUUGUUCCUAUACGUUUGUUUGUUUGUUUGUUUUUUAUAACUAUUGUCAUGAGCAUUUUAUACAUGUCUAAUUUUUUAUACAGUCAAAUAAAUUUUUUCAGAAACGGG